Leptonychotes weddellii (Weddell seal) is the source of this 4465-nucleotide messenger RNA. The record is from RefSeq and is a predicted model, not a curated record. NCBI's taxonomy places the organism in Eukaryota, Metazoa, Chordata, Mammalia, Carnivora, Phocidae.
UGUGAUGCUGCAGGGCAGCUGCUGGCCCAGCAUGUCUGUCCCCGGCCCCCUCCCGCCCGGUGUGUCACAACAGCGGAGGCGGCUGUAUCUAGAGCAGUUGGGGUGGGCAGGCCCAGCUGGGAGGCAAGCCGGCGAGGAGAGCAGCCGCGAUGGUCUCUCCAAAGUCCCAUCAGCUUUACAUACCUCUUCAGGAAGCCAUGGCUGCCUGGAUGUGAAAGAUGUGGACUGAUUGAUAACACGCUGGUUGUGGGGUGGUUCCUGGGUGUAGGACACUUUUUUAAAGUCUGAAUUAAGACCUAAGGUGAAGGCAGAAAAUAGAUCUCACAGUAAAGCGGGAGUGCAUAUCAGUCCACGUGGGUCAAGCAGGAGUUCAGAUUGGCAAUGCCUGCUGGGAGCUCUUCUGUCUGGAGCACGGCAUCCAGGCGGAUGGCACCUUUAGUGUCCAGGCCAGCAAGGUCAACGACGAUGACUCAUUCACCACCUUUUUCAGUGAGACUGGCAAUGGGAAACAUGUGCCUCGGGCUGUCAUGGUAGAUCUGGAGCCUACUGUAGUAGAUGAAGUUCGGGCAGGAACCUACCGUCAGCUCUUCCAUCCAGAGCAGUUGAUCACAGGGAAGGAGGAUGCAGCUAACAACUAUGCCCGGGGCCACUACACAGUGGGCAAGGAGAGCAUCGACCUGGUGCUGGACCGCAUACGGAAGCUGACAGAUGCCUGCUCUGGCUUGCAGGGCUUUCUGAUCUUCCACAGUUUUGGUGGGGGCACUGGCUCUGGCUUCACUUCUCUGCUGAUGGAACGGCUCUCCCUGGAUUAUGGCAAGAAGUCCAAGCUAGAGUUUGCUAUCUACCCAGCCCCUCAGGUCUCCACUGCAGUGGUGGAGCCCUACAACUCCAUUCUGACCACUCACACCACACUGGAACAUUCAGAUUGUGCUUUUAUGGUGGAUAAUGAAGCCAUCUAUGACAUCUGCCGCAGGAACCUAGACAUCGAGCGCCCCACCUAUACCAAUCUCAACCGCCUUAUCAGCCAGAUUGUGUCUUCCAUCACUGCCUCUCUCCGCUUUGAUGGGGCCCUUAAUGUGGACCUCACUGAGUUCCAGACCAAUCUGGUACCCUACCCCCGCAUCCACUUCCCACUGGUCACUUAUGCACCCAUUAUAUCUGCUGAGAAAGCCUAUCAUGAACAACUCUCCGUGGCUGAGAUAACCAGCUCCUGCUUUGAGCCCAACAGUCAGAUGGUGAAGUGUGACCCAAGACAUGGGAAGUACAUGGCCUGCUGCAUGCUCUACCGGGGGGACGUGGUGCCUAAGGAUGUGAAUGUCGCUAUUGCUGCCAUCAAAACCAAGAGGACUAUUCAGUUUGUAGAUUGGUGUCCCACAGGCUUUAAGGUGGGCAUCAACUAUCAGCCACCCACCGUGGUGCCAGGAGGGGACCUGGCCAAAGUCCAGCGGGCUGUUUGCAUGCUGAGCAACACUACUGCAAUUGCGGAGGCCUGGGCCCGCCUAGACCACAAGUUUGACCUCAUGUAUGCCAAGCGGGCCUUUGUGCAUUGGUAUGUUGGAGAGGGAAUGGAAGAAGGAGAAUUUUCUGAGGCCAGGGAGGACCUGGCUGCUCUGGAGAAGGAUUAUGAAGAAGUGGGGACUGAUUCAUUUGAAGAAGAAAAUGAAGGGGAGGAGUUUUAAAUAUAACACUUUCCCCUUGGCUGUGUCUCUUUAUUUAUGCUUCUCCACUCAAAGCACGUUUAACUAUUCCAAGAGUAACAGACUAUACUCCUAAGCCCAGACUAAUUUCUGUUUUCCAUUAGAAGAGGUAUCUAACACCAGUGCCUGUGGGUGAUUGGGCCAAAAAUGAAUGCUGAGCUAUUCAGACCCUCCCUUGGGUAAAAGCAGCUUUGUGUCACACACACACACAAAAAAUGAGAGUCACUGUCUCUAGUUAGGGUGAAGCCAGGUUACAUGUUGUGAAGAGACCUAAUCAGGAUUUUAAAUUCUGGAUUAGUCUGGGCCCACCCUAAAAUGUAGCCUGUUGGCUAUGGAAAGAUCUGGGCAUUGGGAAGAUUGAAGGAAGGAAGGGAGUGACACUGUUAGAGAGUGAGAAACAAGACAGACACAUUUCCUGCCCUUGUAAAAACACAAAUAAAUGAACGAGAUAAUUCAGGUAGUGUUAACUGAUAUGAAGUAAAAAAAAAAAAAAACCAUGAUGAGGGAAAGUGUCUGGGGGAAUGCUCCUUUAGACUGGGUAGUCAGAAAAAGCCUCAUGGAGACCUGAGUGACAGGAGAGAGCCAUCAUGUGAAGUUCUGGAGUUAGAGAAUGCUGGACAUAGAACAAAACACAGAUGUGGGAACAAGCUUAUGUCCGAAGAACAUAAAGGAGGUCAAUGUGCCUAGAGGAUGGUGUGAGAUGGAGAUGAGAUCCCAGAGCCAAGCUGGGGCCAGAGCAUACAGACCAUGGUAAGGAGUUUAGAUUUUUCUCUAAGUGAAACAAACUAUUUGGAAGGUUUUAAGCAGGAUAUACCAUACUUUAUAUAUGUACAUACCUUAUCUCUAAUCCUCCCAAAAAUCUCAAAUGGAUAUUCUGCUCAUUUUAUAGAUGAAGAAACUGGGGUUUACAGAGUUGAUAUGUUGCAUAUAGUAAGAAAGCUCAGAUAACAGGGACUACCAAUUCUAUUCUUUUGUCUACCUGCACUGUUUCUAUGCCUUGGUAUCUGUGCCCAGGUUUCAACUGCUGCUUCAUAGAAUGAUGGAUGGAGGAGAAACAAAAGUAUAUAACAUUUACAAAAGAGAGGAUGAGUUAAUGCAUCUCUUCUCUGAAGUUGGCAGCUCUGGUAGGAUUUUAGGAAAAUCAAAAAGCCGUUCUUAUGCAACUACUAUUGGUAAGAUACCCAGGGUUGGGACCACAGUAGGUCCCUGUGUAUUAAAUGUACAUCUUGUUAAUUAUUGAUUUUCCCUAAUUUUUAUUGUAUAUUCCUUGGUAGCCCUGAGAAAAAUAGAAUAAAAUGUUCCAAGAAAAGGAAGGUUAGGUAAGAAGUAAUGCUAAUCACUUCUAGAGGAUUGUCUUCAGAGAAACCAUACUUCCUUGCUCUUCUAUGAAGGAGAUCAUGGUAAAAAAAAAAAAAAGGAGGUCCAGAUCUGCUGUCCAUUGUGAGCUCCCUUAUCUGAGGAUCAUUCCUGCACCAAGUCCCAUAGGUAUCUGCAUAGACAAAUUUAUUAGAGAAUUGUAUUAGAGAAUUAGGGUCAGGAACUCAGGAAGGGGCAUAUUCUCUCUUGAUGCAAGUUGAGAGACCUACCCAUGGGAUUUCAGAUAAGCCUCAAAACUUCCUGGGUGUGUAACUAUGACCUAAUUAGGGAGAAAAUAACACAUCCUCAAGGCCAAGGUUUAGGGCUGUGGUAAAUCACUCAUGGUGUGUUCCUUUCCUUUAGACUUAUGUGAAUUAUGUGAAUUAUUAGAAUUAUGUGAAAGCUAAUGCAUUCAGAUAAGGGAAAAUAGAAGAAUAAUAGUUGGAAAUGAAGAAGUAAAACUAUUUCUAUUUGUAAAUGAUAUGAUGGUACAUUUGGAAAACCCUAUUCUAUAAGACUAACUUAAACAAAAUAUGUCAGUAUGGUAGCAGGGUAUUAGUAGCCUUGAUUUCACAAAUACAAUAAUUGGUUAGUGGAGGAAGAAACUUCUGUUAAGAACAGAAACAAAAAGAGAAAUACUUAGAAAUAACAAUUUAACUAGAAAGGUUUAGAAGCCUUUAUGAGAAAACUUUAAACUCAAAGACACAAAAAUAGCCUUGAACAAAUUUAAAGACAUUCCUUAUUAUUGGAUAGUAACUGUCAACAAAAUAAAUAUAUUAUUCUCCCUAAGGUAAUUUAUAAAUUUGAUGUAAUCCAAUAAAAAUGCCCAUUUUAUUUUUUUUGCCCAUUACUUUUUCUUAAAAAACCUUUAUUGUGAGAUAAUUAGGGAUUCACAGGAAGUUGCAAAAAUGAUACAGAGAGGUUUACCCAGUUUCCUCCAACAAUUAUAUUUUACAUAAUAUCAAACUCAGGAAAUUGACAUUGACACCAUUUGUGGGCAUAUCUCUAUGCUAUUUUAUCACUUGUGUAUAUUUGUGUAAUUACCACUCCAGUCAAGACAAGAAACUGUUCUAUCACUACAAAGAUCUCUCUCCUGCUACCCCCUUUAUUCCUACUCAUCCUCCUCCCCCAACCCUUAAACAUUGGCCAUCACUAAUUUUUUUCCCAUCUCCAUAGUUUUGUUACCUUGAAAAUGUUGUACAGGUGGAGUUACAUAGUAUAUAAGUUUACCUGUAUUUCUAGUUCUUUAAGAGUUUUAAAUCAUAAAUAGGAGUUGAAUUUUGUUAAAUGCCAUUUUUGCAUCAGUUAAUUUUGAUCACGUGAUUUUCUUCUUUAGCCUGCUGAUAUGGUGGAUUACAUUGAUUUUUGAAUAUUGAACCGUCUUUGUAUCCUUGGAAUAAAACCUUACCUAA